Lampris incognitus (smalleye Pacific opah) is the source of this 1716-nucleotide messenger RNA. It is a transcript of the gene has1, whose product is annotated as hyaluronan synthase 1. The transcript has 4 exons. Gene Ontology annotation, biological process: hyaluronan biosynthetic process; extracellular matrix assembly. NCBI's taxonomy places the organism in Eukaryota, Metazoa, Chordata, Actinopteri, Lampriformes, Lampridae. Bases 1 to 1716 code for a protein of 571 amino acids. The record is from RefSeq and is a predicted model, not a curated record. Gene Ontology annotation, molecular function: hyaluronan synthase activity.
AUGGAGCUGAAGCCAUUACUCAGGAGGUUGGGCUCAGUAGUCCGUGCGCUCUUCACUUUCCUCUUUGCUCUUGUGGUGCUAGGGGUGAUGGUAUGGGCCUACGUCAAAGGUUUCCAACUGGCGACAACCACGUACGGCAUUGUCUCGUUUGGCUUUUAUGGACUGCUGCUGGGACUGCACGUGCUGGUCCAGAGCUUCUUCGCCUUUGCGGAACACCGGCGAAUGAAAGCCCGCGCACAACCCUGCUCCUUCACCAAGACCAUCGGCUUCACUAUCUCCGCCUACCAGGAGGACCCUGUCUACCUCAGGGAGUGCCUCAGCUCUGUCAAGGCCCUCAAGUAUCCGCCAGAGCUCAUGCGCAUCAUCAUGGUGAUAGACGGGAACACGGAAGAAGACCUCUACAUGCUAGAGAUGUUCAGAGAGGUGUUUGCUGACCAAGACCCUGGCUGUUAUGUGUGGCAGAACAACUACCAUACAUGGGACCCCAGCAAGCCGCUGAAGGAAGCGCCUGGAGCGACAGGUACAGCUGGUUUUGUGGUUGGAGAGGAUCCGCAAAGAGCAGAGGUGGAGCGUCUGAUCAGGAGCAAGAGAUGUGUGUGCAUCAUGCAGAAGUGGGGUGGCAAGAGGGAGGUGAUGUACACAGCCUUUAAAGCACUCGGCCCCUCAGUUGACUACAUACAGGUGUGUGACUCGGAUACAAAGCUAGACUCUCUAGCCACAGUAGAACUGUGUAAGGUACUGGAGAGUAAUCCCAAGUACGGCGCAGUGGGAGGAGAUGUGAUGAUCCUCAACAUGAAAGAGUCCUACAUCAGCUUCAUGAGCAGUCUAAGAUACUAUAUGGCCUUCAACAUCGAAAGGUCCUGCCAGUCCUUCUUUGACUGCGUGUCCUGCAUUAGCGGCCCUCUGGGUCUGUACAGGAACGACCUGCUUCAGCAGUUUCUGGAGUCUUGGUACAAUCAGAAGUUCCUUGGGACUCACUGCACGUUUGGUGACGACAGGCAUCUCACCAACCGUAUGCUGAGCAUGGGCUACGCCACAAAAUAUACAGCCCGGUCGAAGUGCUACACAGAAACGCCUGCCCAGUUCCUGCGCUGGCUUAACCAGCAGACCCGCUGGACAAAAUCCUACUUCCGUGAGUGGCUGUACAACGCAAUGUGGUGGCACAAGCACCACCUCUGGAUGACUUACGAGUCCAUUGUUUCUGGCGUGUUCCCCUUUUUCGUAACAGCCACGGUCAUCAUGCUAUUUUGGACAGGCACCUUGUGGGACAUCCUCUGGGUGCUGUGUUGCAUCCAGCUGAUUGGACUGGUGAAAGCACUGUAUGCGUGCAUCAUACGCAGAGACAUGAUCAUGGUGUUUAUGUCCCUCUAUUCCGUCCUGUACAUGACCAGCCUGCUGCCUGCCAAGUACUUUGCCAUUCUCACCAUGAACAAAAGCAGUUGGGGGACCUCAGGCAGGCGCAAGAUGGUGGGAAACUAUAUACCCCUACUUCCUCUGUCAGUGUGGGCGGCUAUUUUGUUAGGUGGCCUGUAUUAUACAAUUUACAAAGAGAGCAAAGAGAGAUGGUUCAUUCCAGCAAAGAUACUGGAAAUCAAGUUUCUUACCUUUGGCUGUGCAGCGUACACGUGCUACUGGCUCCUGAUGAUCUCGCUCUACUGGGUGUGGUUUCGCAGGGCAUGCAGGAGCCGUUCUAAAGUUUACCACGUGAACGUGUAG